GUUUAAAGAUUGCUCAGUGAACAUUUCAAGAAGCCGCUCCCAGAGCCCAAGUGUGCUGCCCUGGGGGUGGGGGUGGGGGUCCGGAGACCUCCACGCUGUAUCCGAGGGGUCUACCCAAGUGCUGCUCCGCCCAGCUACCGUUCGGUCUGCCUAUCCCGGCGGCCACCGCCUCCCGCCCUCCCCGCCCCCCCGCGGCACUGCGGCAAACUCAGUCCUCCGCAGAGCGCACUGCGGUAGGACUCGGCUGGCUCGGCUCCUGUGUGCGCCAUGGCUCUGGGCCUGCGUGACCUCCAGCGGCGCGGCCUCUGGCUGCUCCUGGCCCAUCACAUCUUCCUGGUCACCGCCUGCAAGGAAGCCCAAUCCGGUGUCCUCAUGCAGGAGAUUUGCCUCUCCCGGUUCAAGAUGAGGAUGGACGCCAUUGGGGAGAGGCUGUGGUGCCACUGGGGCAAGACUAUCAGGUCCAGAACUCACCGGACAGACCCUGUGGGAUUCAGCUCCCUACUUGGAGCUCGCAGCCCCUCCCUGUGGGGCUCAGGCCAGGGUGGGGUGGGGCACGCCCAGGGCCACCCCUUCCAUCUGCAGGUCCAUGAGGCCAGGCACUAUGACGGCUUAGCCCCAGUGUAUCCUCUUCUCUCACUGAGGGGGUGGACACGAGCCCUGUCUUUCUCCUCCCAGGAGCCACGUCCUCCUGCAGGCAGAGCUCAGGGCCCCUGAGAGGAUACAACUGACCAAGGAGCCCCCUUCCACCUCGCACCUGGGGUGCCCGCAGCGGGAUCUCCUCCCCUGCCAUACUCAAGGCUGCUUCAAGGCUUCAGGGUCUCAUUUUCCAGGCUGAGAAAGGAAUCAAGAGUUAGAAUCUGAGGGGUGAGAGCUUGUUACAAAUGAGAACAGCCUGUUCUUUAGGCUAAUUGGCCUUCUGCCUUGGCUGAGUAAUCUGUACUUAAACUGAGCUCACAUCUGAUUAUGAUCGGCGAAGGCACCUCCCGGAGGGCCCUGGGAAAGCACCCUCCACCUGCUUUCUGUGGACAAUCGCUGAUUGGCGUGGAUGGAUUGCCCCAUGAGGCCUGGGGAGGGCAGCUGGCAGCACAGGCCACACUCUGAAGGAAGUGAGGUUAUGUCUUGGGGCAAAGAGCACUUGCCCCCGUUAGAGCCCUAUGGUGGCAACACAGCUGGUAACAGGAUGGGGAGA
Messenger RNA from Nycticebus coucang (slow loris), 1189 nucleotides. It is a transcript of the gene RAMP1, whose product is annotated as receptor activity modifying protein 1. Gene Ontology annotation, molecular function: coreceptor activity. The transcript has 3 exons. Gene Ontology annotation, biological process: receptor internalization; protein localization to plasma membrane; G protein-coupled receptor signaling pathway. Gene Ontology annotation, cellular component: membrane; cell surface; signaling receptor complex. The record is from RefSeq and is a predicted model, not a curated record. The coding region runs from base 268 to 714 and encodes 148 amino acids. Lineage: Eukaryota; Metazoa; Chordata; Mammalia; Primates; Lorisidae.